AUGCAGCCCCCCACCGGUCAACGCCGCGGCCCCGCCGCGCCUUCCUCCCGCGGCGUAUGGCGCCCCCGAUCCGCAGCCGAGGCCACCGCCCCCACCCCCGCCGCAUAUGCGCCCCCGCUCCUCCCCCUCCCCAACCACAACCCCAGCCCCGGCCCUGCCUCGGACACCCGCGCGCCCCGCCGCCGCCAGCGCCGCCCGAACCGCAACAACGGCCCCGCCCCGUCCGGGCCCGCUAACGCCCCCGCGCCGCGGCGGCAAGAGAGGUCCGGGCCCGCCAACGCGUCCGCGCCGCGGCGGCAGGAGAGGGCGAACGCCCCGGCGGCGGGGGGCGGGUCGGUGCCGCAGCUGGUGCAGGAGAUCCAGGACAAGCUGGCGCGGGGGGCGGUGGAGUGCAUGAUCUGCUACGACAUGGUGCGCCGCUCCGCCCCCGUCUGGUCCUGCGGCAGCUGCUUCUCCAUCUUCCACCUCCCCUGCAUCCGCAAGUGGGCGCGCUCCCCGGCCUCCGUCUCCGACGCCUCCGCCCCGGCCUCCGACGCCUGGCGCUGCCCCGGCUGCCAGUCCGUGCAGGACGUCCGCGCCCGCGACAUCGCCUACACCUGCUUCUGCCGCCGCCGACGCGACCCGCCCAACGACCUCUUCCUCACCCCGCACUCCUGCGGCGAGCCCUGCUCCAAGCCGCUCCACAGAGCAGACCCUGCUGCCGCCGCCAAGGGAGACGAUGAUGAUGUCUCCGCCAGGUGCCCGCACGUCUGCGUCCUGCAGUGCCACCCUGGGCCCUGCCCGCCUUGCAAGGCGUUCGCUCCGGAGCGCCCCUGUCCUUGCGGCAAGCAGUCUAUCACCCGUCGCUGCGCGGACCGGAGCACGCCUGUCACGUGUGGCCAGCGGUGCGAGAAGCUGCUGCCCUGCGGGAGGCACCGUUGCGAGAAGGUCUGCCACACCGGCCCCUGCGGUGACUGCGAGGUGAACUUCCCCGCACGGUGCUUCUGUGGCAAGAAGACAGAUACAUUGUUGUGCGGCGAGAUGGCACUGAAAGGGAAGCUGUCGGACAAGGAUGGGGUGUUCUCUUGCAGUGAGGUUUGUGGCCACAGUCUGGCAUGUGGCAAUCAUGUCUGCCAGGAUGUUUGCCACCCAGGGCCGUGCGGGGAGUGCGAGCUUGUGCCAGUGAAGGUCAUCACAUGCCAUUGUGGCAAGACGAGGCUGCAGGAGAAGAGGGCUAGCUGCUUGGACCCAAUCCCCACCUGUGACAAGGUAUGCGACAAGAGAUUGCCGUGUGGAGUGCAUAGGUGCAAGGUCACCUGCCACGAAGGAGAGUGUCCACCCUGCUUGGUGCGUGUCGAGCAGAGGUGUCGCUGUGGUUCAUCAGGCCAGAUGGUGGAGUGCUACAGGGCAUCGAAGGAAGAGUUCCGUUGCAACAAGCCUUGUGGCCGCAAGAAGAACUGUGGGAGGCACAGGUGCAGUGAGUGCUGUUGCCCGCUGUCGAAGCCAUUUGCUCAGCAUCAAGGUGACAGCAUGGAUCCCCAUUUCUGCCAGAUACCAUGUGGCAAGAAGCUCCGGUGUGGACAGCAUGGAUGCCAGCAUCUCUGCCACAGCGGUCACUGCGACCCUUGCCGUGAGACCAUUUUCCAUGAUCUCACUUGUGCCUGUGGCAGGACAUCUAUUCCGCCACCGCAGCCAUGUGGUACACCAACUCCAUCAUGCCCACACCAGUGCAUGGUCCCUCAGCCUUGCGGGCAUCCAGCUUCACAUCAAUGCCAUUUUGGGGACUGCCCACCUUGCGUUGUGCCAGUAACAAGAGAAUGUGUUGGGGGUCAUGUGAUGUUAAGGAACAUCCCUUGUGGUUCAAAGGAUAUCAGAUGCAACCAGCCAUGUGGAAAGAACCGUCAAUGUGGACUGCAUGCUUGUGCCAGGCCUUGCCAUCCUGCCCCAUGUGAUCCGCCGCCUGCAAAUGGAGAAGCUAGUUCAAGCUCUGGGGGCAAAGUUUCAUGUGGACAGUUGUGUGGUGUCCCAAGGAGGGAAUGCAAGCAUACUUGCAAUGCUCCAUGCCACCCAUCGUCACCUUGCCCAGACGUGAGAUGUGAACACCGUGUGACUAUAACUUGUUCUUGUGGCCGUAUUACUACAACUGUGCCCUGCAGUGCUGGUGGAGCCUACAAUGGUGAUAGUGCGUUCGAUAUCUCUGUCAUGCAGCAGCUGCCAAUCCCUCUCCAACCAGUGGAAUCAAAUGGGAAGAGGGUUCCUCUUGGGCAGAGAAAACUCUGUUGUGAUGAGGAGUGCGCAAAAAUGGAGAGGAAAAGGGUCCUUGCUGAAGCUUUUGACAUUACCCCACCCAAUCUUGAUGCACUGCAUUUUGGUGAGAACUCAAAUGCGUCGGAUUUGCUUUCUGAUCUUUUCCGGCGUGAGCCAAAGUGGGUGCUGGCCAUAGAGGAGAGGUGCAAGUUCCUUGUCCUUGGGAAGACAAAGGGGAAUUCUUCAAGCAACAUCAAGUUCCAUGUCUUCUGUCACAUGAUGAAGGAUAAGAGAGAUGCUAUCAGGCUCAUUGCAGAUAGGUGGAAGCUUUCUGUCCAGGCAGUUGGUUGGGAACCCAAGCGCUUUAUUACUGUCCAUGUCACACCCAAGUCUAAGGUGCCUGCUCGUGUACUGGGCUCUAAGCCCGGUGUCCCUGUCUCGGCGUCCCAUCCUUACUUUGAUCCCAUGGUGGACAUGGAUCCGAGGCUCGUCGUUGCAAUGCUGGACCUGCCAAGGGAUGCUGAUGUUAGCUCUCUAGUUUUAAGGUUUGGUGGGGAGUGUGAAUUGGUUUGGCUGAAUGACAAGAAUGCAGUUGCAGUGUUCAGCGAUCCAGCUAGAGCAGCAACAGCGCUGAGGCGGCUGGAUUAUGGGUCUGCUUACCAGGGUGCUGCAAUCUUUUGCCCAAGCAGCAUCACUCAGGCUUCCGUGUCAAGCAAUGUCUGGGUUGGAGCACAGAGAUAUGGAGGGUUGGCUGCAAAGAGCAGUGCCAAUUCAUGGAAGGCCUCUCUCUCUGAGCCCGACCCAUCUGGAGACUGGACAGUACUCAGUCAUGCUUCAGGGUCGGUGUGGAAACGUGGUGAUACGGCUGCUCAGGUCAUGGGUUCUUCAAACCGCUGGAAUGCCCUGGAGUCUGAUGCUGCAACCAGCUCUGGGCCAACCGACAAACGUAAGCCUACUCUUCGCACUGAAACAGGAUCCAGCAGUUCUGCCCCUGGCGCUGGAUCCAGCGCAGCACCAAGUGCUGGGCAAUCAGUGAGCAAGCUGCAGCCUGACGUCGAAGUUGAGGACUGGGAAGAAUCAUGUGAAUGAUGAGACCAAGGGUUUAAUGCAUGUGAGCCAAAAUUGCCCUUCGACAUGAUUCUCACCCUUACUUUUGUAUCGACAAGAUCAUCCUUCUCCCAUGCUGACCAACUCCAUGACCUUGUCUCAAGACUUUGCUUGGUUAUUUCAACUGAUCAUCUGCUUGUUGUUUUGCCAGUGCAUUGUCGCUAUAUAUAUAGGGCGCUUGCGGCUUAGUUAAAUCUUGAAUUGUUUCUAUGCUAUUCAACUACUUAAGUUAAUGCACUCAACCUAUGCCAGUCAGUUACUCUAAA
This is a messenger RNA of Hordeum vulgare subsp. vulgare (domesticated barley), 3599 nucleotides long. RefSeq names its product NF-X1-type zinc finger protein NFXL1-like. The transcript is spliced from 2 exons. NCBI's taxonomy places the organism in Eukaryota, Viridiplantae, Streptophyta, Magnoliopsida, Poales, Poaceae. Gene Ontology annotation, molecular function: RNA polymerase II transcription regulatory region sequence-specific DNA binding; DNA-binding transcription factor activity, RNA polymerase II-specific; zinc ion binding. The record is from RefSeq and is a predicted model, not a curated record. Gene Ontology annotation, biological process: regulation of DNA-templated transcription. Gene Ontology annotation, cellular component: nucleus. Bases 1 to 3315 code for a protein of 1104 amino acids.